AUGUCAUCCAUCGUUGCACUGGAAGUUGGAAUCGGGCUUUUGAAGAAUCUGGGGACAGAAAGACUACUGCCUCGAGCUUAUUUGCUUUUGAAGCCAGGAGCAAGCCAAAGGACCUUCUGGAACGACGUCCACCAAGCUGGCCUUUUAGAGCUUUUGAGGAUUAAGGUCGAUCGAGCUCUCAAAACUUCUCGUCUUACAGAUAGAGAAAAAUUCUUUGUUCGCGAAAGCCGGCAAGACUUCUUCAUGACAUUUCCUCCCGAAAGAUUAUGGGUAUAUUUCAAGAUUUCACGGAACAUGGACAAAUUCGACUCUCAAGACUUCACCAAAAGAAUUGCAGAUCUUAAGCUUGGAGGAAUAGAGGAUGAGUUUGCCAUCUGUAUUGCGUCCUCCCCCGAGAAACGAAGUGAUCUCGUACAAGCCAUGUUUCAACAGGCUGCAAUGUAG
Penicillium samsonianum is the source of this 444-nucleotide messenger RNA. RefSeq lists its product as uncharacterized. NCBI's taxonomy places the organism in Eukaryota, Fungi, Ascomycota, Eurotiomycetes, Eurotiales, Aspergillaceae. The transcript has 3 exons. Bases 1 to 444 code for a protein of 147 amino acids. The record is from RefSeq and is a predicted model, not a curated record.